Colletotrichum truncatum is the source of this 2736-nucleotide messenger RNA. RefSeq names its product exosome complex exonuclease. Gene Ontology annotation, biological process: nuclear polyadenylation-dependent rRNA catabolic process; histone mRNA catabolic process; TRAMP-dependent tRNA surveillance pathway. The record is from RefSeq and is a predicted model, not a curated record. Gene Ontology annotation, cellular component: nuclear exosome (RNase complex); nucleolus. Lineage: Eukaryota; Fungi; Ascomycota; Sordariomycetes; Glomerellales; Glomerellaceae. Gene Ontology annotation, molecular function: nucleotide binding; single-stranded RNA binding; 3'-5'-RNA exonuclease activity.
AUGACGUCUCCCCAGGACUUCAAGUCCCUCCAGGACAAGAUUCAGUCCGCGCUAGUGGCCACCACUCGAUCUGUCAACCGCAUUGCCGCUGAGGAUCUCGCCUUUCAACGCGCCGUUAACCCCGGCGUGGGCGAUGACCUCGACGCCAAAACCGAACGCCUCCUCGAGCUGUCGACCACUCUCCUCAAGUCGGCUGCCGAAAUCUGUGGCCUCAAUGCCCCCAAGCUCGAAGAUGCGGACGAUGUCGACAUGCGCUGGCGGGGUAUUGUGGACGUGAUUGACUCCGUCCUGGAGAAGGCCGACACCUCAAUCGACGAGUAUACAGGAGCCCUGAAGAGAAAGGAUGCGCCGACCGCAGAUGUGAGCCCUAAGACAAAGACGACCACUGGAACUGACAAAGUCAUCCGCAACGCAAACAUCACGAAGCCCCAGCUCAACUUCGAUCCCCCAGUCGACAACAAUGUCCCAUGGAAGCCCGUCAUCACAAGCAAGCCUCACGCCAAGGUGCCACUCGAACAGAGCCUGGUGCCCAGCGAGACGGACGCGGGUUUCGUCCAGUACGAUACUACAAUUUCCUUACUGUCGCCCCUGCCAGCCACCUUUAAUUCACCGAUAGUCUCAAAAAAGAAACACAAGAGACUAAAGAGGCCGUUUGUUCGAGUUACUGACAGCCCAAUCAGGUACAAGCAUCCGUACGAAACCGAGAUUCUCGAGGCCAAAUAUCCCGACCGAGUCUACGAACAAGCCGAGCCGAUUCCCUGGCAACCAGUCGAGAAGACCGAACCCACAUGGGUUGAUACGUACGAGGGCGUGUUGGAGAUGCUGGAGGAGCUCAAGAAGGCAAAGGAGAUUGCAGUGGAUUUGGAACACCACGACUACAGGACAUACGUCGGCCUCACCUCACUGAUGCAGAUCAGCACGCGCGAGAAGGACUGGAUCGUCGAUACCUUGAAGCCGUGGAGGCAGCAGCUCCAAGUUCUGAACGAAGUCUUUGCCGACCCAAACAUCAUCAAGGUCUUCCACGGCGCAUACAUGGACAUUGUAUGGCUGCAGCGUGAUCUUGGUCUAUACGUGAACGGACUCUUUGACACAUUCUUUGCAUGCGAAGUCUUGAACUACCCACAGAAGAGCUUGGCCUUCCUGUUGAGCAAGUUUGCAAACUUCAACGCCGACAAGAGAUAUCAAAUGGCCGAUUGGCGGAUGCGACCGUUGCCCACAGAGAUGCUCUACUACGCGCGCUCUGACACGCACUACUUGCUCUACGUUUACGACAAGAUUCGCAAUGAACUUGUGAUGAAGUCAGACCGUGGCAAUCCCAGUACCGACUACAUUGAGAUGGUGCUUCAAAAGUCCAAGGCUCAAUCGCUGGGCAGAUACGAGGGUGAUUUCUUCGACCCUGUUUCCGGCAAGGGCGGCAAAGGCUGGUAUGGUUCCCUUCUCAAGCACCCCUCGCCCUUCUCCGGUCAGCAAUUCGCCGUGUACAGAGCUAUCUGGGCUUGGAGAGACGAGGUGGCACGGAGGGAAGACGAAAGCACCGCAUACGUUCUGCCCAACGCUAUUGUUGGCGACAUCGCCAAACGCAUGCCGCCCGACGCCAAAGCUUUGCACGCGCUCAUCCCGAACAACGCAUUCAUCGCGAGGAGAAACGUCAACGACCUUUGGGUGCGCUACCAAGAGGCGAGAGAGAAGGGUGUCAACGAGCCUAGCCUGUUCGAGUUCUUCCGCUCAGAUAUGCCUACAACGGCAGCGAAACCGCUAGCAGAGGUUGCGGAAGACGAAGCGGUCGAUGCUGCCCUGGAACCUGCUCAGCUGAAGCAGUCUCAGCUGUUCGGCGGGAUGCCUCUAAGCUCUGCGUGGGAAGCAACAUCCUCUGCGGCUAAUGGCCUUGGAGAGUACGUCAUGCUCCCGUGGCAGAAGUUUGUGCAGGAGGUGGCUACGAUUGAGGCGUCUGCUCAGGAAGAUGUCGCUAUGGAGGGAGGCGUAGAGGAAGAUGCCAAGGCUUCUGCUGCUGCUGCUCCUGAGCCGGAAGUCGAGGAGGAGUUCACGCUCAAGGCCGGAACGAAACGAAAGACCCCGGCACAGGAUGCAUCAGACGCGAGCGAAGACGAGUCCGAUUCGGACGAGAGCUCCAUCGAUUUCGUCUUGGAGAGGCCCGGUUCGCAGACCACGCCCAGAGGCAAGAAGGGCAAGGCGAAACACACAGAGGGCGAGCGCAAGGCAAACGUCGACGCGAAGAGGGCAGCCAAGGUCGCCCGGUACACGGAAGACUAUACGCGAGCUCAAGCCGAGGUCGAGCGCCUCACUGGCGAGGUCGCUCAAAACCCCGCGUCGUCCACGCAGCUCGAGGAAGCUCAAGGUGUCGCCCAGGAGAAGAAGGAAAAGCUGGACAACUACGUUAAGGCGCUCGGCAACCGCAAGUCAAAGGCGGAACGGAAGGCGGAGAAGAAGGCACUAAAGGAUGCUAAGAAGAAGGACAAGAACGCGAAGAAGGCGGACAAGAAGGCAAAGAAGGAGGCAAAGAAGGAGGCAAAGGCGGCGAACAACGAGGGAGAGAAUGAGGAGGAGGCUUUCAACUACGGCCAGGCCGCGUCGGUGCUGCAUGCAAACCGCAGUGGAGGCAGCAGGGUACCGAAGCCUACGUUCGACCCGUACUCCAAGACGGGAGAUGAUGCGCCCAAGGCUGCCCGCAAGGCUCCUCCUGCGAGAGGUGAGAGGAGCGCCACCUUUAAGAGAUGA